AUGCCGAACAGGACCCAGAAAAAGGAACCCAACGUGAAUUGCAUUAUCCAGCACUCACCCCUGGGAAGACCCAUCCAAUCCAUCAUCAACAGUCAUUGGCACAUAGUGGAGUCUGAUCCAGGACUCAAGGUUUUCACUGCAGCCCCCCGGGUGGUUUUUAAGAGACCUCCCAACCUACGCAACUCAUUGGUGAGAGCACACCUCCCACCUUUAACAACACCCAACUUCCUACAGGCGGCGCCCCCUGGGAAUUACAGGUGCGGGCGGUGUACCCAAUGUAACUUCACACAGAAGAUGAGCACUUUCAGCCACCCGCGCACAGGGAAGUCCUUUAACAUCAAAGGUACUAUUACCUGUAACACGUCGAAUGUCAUAUACAUGCUAAAAUGCCCGUGUGGCUUGGCAUAUAUCGGCAAAACCACACGGCCAUUAAAGACCAGAAUAUCCGAGCAUCGUUCCAAUAUCAGAAACCAUGACCCCAAAAGCCCGGUGGCUGUUCAUUUUACUCAAUGCUCUGACAAUCUGUCUUCACUGCGCUACUGUGGAAUAGAAGUGGUCAAAACACCCACUAGGGGGGGUGAUAUUAACUCUUUACUUCUAAAAAAAGAAGCGUUUUGGAUUUACACACUGGACACUCUAGCCCCUAGAGGAAUGAAUGAAGAGUUUGACUUGCGUCCCUUUCUAUGAACUGACCUUGGCCUUUUUGGACUGUUGUGUUGAUCUGUAGCAUGGUGUAAUAUCUUUCUGAUCCUGAAUUCCAGUCUGUUAGCUUUGUCCUGAUCGGUUCCUUCUUUGAU
Alosa sapidissima (American shad) is the source of this 797-nucleotide messenger RNA. RefSeq lists its product as uncharacterized. The transcript has 2 exons. The record is from RefSeq and is a predicted model, not a curated record. Bases 1 to 687 code for a protein of 228 amino acids. Lineage: Eukaryota; Metazoa; Chordata; Actinopteri; Clupeiformes; Clupeidae.